AUUCAUUGGUUCAUCUGUCGGAAUUUGGAAGGAAAAAUUAGUUUCAGUUAUCCAAAUCGGCGAUGAAAUGAAGCAUUUUGCGAUUUCCAGAGCUAUUCUCUUCUCCAGCCUUUGUUUUUGAGGACAGUUUAUUUGUUGGAGUGAUGGGCUGCGUGUACUCGAGAGCUUGCAUCGGCGGGAUUUGCGUGCCGAGGGAUGCAAGAAUCAAAGAGCCGCAAAGCGCGAGGCCAAACGCGGCAGAGAUUGCCGUUUUCUCACCCGCAUCUUCGAACGACGGUGACGAAACCAGAGACCAAAUCCAUUCUCAGUUAAGCUUGAACCUAGAUGGUGACCCGGAGCUUGGCAUCAGACGCCUCUCUAGGGUCUCAGCCCAGUUCCUCCCGGCGGACGGUUCUCGAACGGUUAAAGUUCCGUCGGGCAAUUACGAGCUUAAGUAUUCUUACUUGUCUCAAAGAGGUUACUAUCCAGAUGCUUUGGAUAAAGCUAAUCAAGACAGUUUCUGUAUCCACACUCCGUUUGGAACAAAUCCUGACGAUCAUUUCUUCGGCGUUUUCGACGGUCACGGUGAGUUCGGAGCUGAAUGUUCGCAGUUCGUCAAAAGGAAACUAUGCGAAAAUUUGUUAAGAAAUAGUAAAUUCCAAGUCGAUGGCGUCGAAGCUUGCCAGGCCGCGUAUUUGACUACGAACACACAACUGCACGCCGAUAAUUUGGAUGAUGGCAUGAGCGGAACGACGUCUAUAACAGUUUUAGUUCGUGGUCGAACGAUAUACGUGGCGAAUUGUGGUGAUUCGAGAGCAGUUAUAGCGGAGAAAAGGGGGAAAGAAAUCGUGGCUGUUGAUUUGUCGAUUGAUCAGACGCCUUUUCGUGUUGAUGAGCUGGAGAGAGUGACGCUAUGUGGAGCGAGAGUGCUUACAUUGGAUCAAAUUGAAGGGUUGAAGAAUCCGGAUGUGCAGUGUUGGGGAACAGAGGAAGGCGACGAUGGUGAUCCUCCCAGGCUGUGGGUGCCGAAUGGGAUGUAUCCUGGAACUGCUUUUACGAGGAGUAUUGGGGACUCCAUUGCUGAGACUAUUGGCGUUGUGGCAAAUCCGGAGAUUGUUGUGUUGGAGCUUACUGAAAAUAAUCCUUUCUUUGUGCUUGCUAGUGACGGGGUUUUCGAGUUCCUUUCUAGCCAAACUGUGGUUGAUAUGGUCGCAAAACACAAUGAUCCUCGUGAUGCUUGUGCUGCAAUUGUUGCUGAAUCUUAUCGACUUUGGCUUCAGUAUGAAACUCGAACUGAUGAUAUUACUGUGAUAGUUGUGCAUGUUAAUGGACUAGUUGGAGUUGGUGGUGAAUCUGCUCCUGCUUCUAUUUUACGGCCUCCUGUUCCUCAAGUGUCUGAGACAAACGGAUCAGAAUCUCCUUCAACCAUUAGCUUGAGCUCUAGGAACCAACAAGCAAGGCAUGACUUAUCACGGGCUCGUGUUCGUGCUAUUGAGAGUUCAUUGGAGAAUGGGCAAGUCUGGGUUCCACCACCCCCUGCUUUCAGAAAAACUUGGGAAGAAGAAUCACAUAUAGAGCGGGCAUUGAAUGACCAUUUCCUCUUCAGAAAACUAACUGAUUCGCAGCGUCAUGUUUUAUUGGAUUGCAUGCAAAGAGUUGAGGUCCAACCAGGGGAUAUUGUGGUUAAACAGGGUGGUGAAGGUGACUGCUUUUAUGUUGUGGGAAGUGGAGAAUUUGAGGUCUUGGCAACCCAGGAAGAUAAAAAUGGAGAGUUGCCAAGGGUUUUGCAGCGGUAUACAGCUGAGAAGUUAUCAUCGUUCGGUGAGCUGGCACUGAUGUACAAUAAGCCUCUCCAAGCCUCUGUGCUUGCCGUAACAAGUGGAACUCUUUGGACCCUAAAACGAGAAGAUUUUCGUGGAAUUUUGAUGUCCGAGUUUUCUAAUUUGUCAUCCUUGAAGUUGCUUCGCUCUGUUGAUCUUCUAUCGAGGUUGACAAUUUUACAGCUGAGUCAUGUUGCAGAUUCUCUUUCUGAACUUUCCUUCUCUAAUGGGCAGACCAUAUUUAAUAGGAAUGAGGGCCUUUCAGCAUUGCACAUUAUCCAGAAGGGUCACGUGAGGAUUACUUUUGACGGGGAUUUGUUAAGAAGCCCAAAUGUCUUUAGUCUCAAGUCUGAUAACCCCAAAGAGGAUGAUGAUCAGCAGACUGGUAAAGAACUGUCUGUUGAAAAGACAGAAGGAAGCUAUUUUGGGGAAUGGACACUUCUUGGCGAGCGGAUGGGUUCUUUAAAUGCGGUUGCAGUGGGUGAUGUUUCAUGUGCUGUUUUGACGAAGGAGAAGUUUGAUUCAGUCGUGGGACCUUUAACGAAGCUUUCACCAGACGAUCAGAAGCCUAGAGACUAUUCUUUAGAUGCGCCAAAGGAUUCUUCCAAAGAAAUUGAUAUUUCAAAUCUUGCAAAAGUUGACCUCUCUCAAUUGGAGUGGAGAACAUCUUUAUAUUCCACCGACUGUAGUGAGAUUGGGCUUGUACUUGUAAGAGACUCAGAAAAAAUCCUUAGUUUGAAGAGGUUUUCAAAGCAGAAGGUAAAAAAACUAGGAAAAGAAGCCCAAGUUUUAAAGGAGAAGGAUCUGAUGAAGAGCAUGAGCUCUGCAGCUUGCAUACCUCAGGUCUUGUGCACUUGUGCUGACCAAAUGCAUGCUGGAAUGCUGUUAAAUACCUACCUUGUCUGCCCGUUGUCUUCUAUACUUCGCACCCCUCUAGAUGAACAAUCAGCACGGUUCUGUGCUGCAUCUGUUGUUACCUCUUUAGAAGAUCUACACCAGAAUGGUGUCCUUUACAGAGGAGUGUCUCCAGAUGUUUUGAUGUUGGACAAAACUGGCCAUUUACAGCUAGUUGAUUUCAGAUUUGGGAAGAAGUUAUCUAGCGAGCGAACAUUUACAAUUUGCGGGAUGGUAGACUCUUUAGCACCAGAGGUAGUUCAGGGAAAGGGCCAUGGUCUUCCUGCUGACUGGUGGGCCCUGGGAGUCCUAAUCUAUUUCUUGCUUCAAGGUGAAAUGCCAUUUGGAUCGUGGAGAGAAAACGAGCUUGAUACAUUUGCAAAGAUUGCAAAAGGACAGUUUACUCUGUCACAGAAUUUAAGCCCUGAAGCUGUUGAUCUAAUCACCAAGUUGCUUGAAGUUGAUGAAAAAGAAAGACUGGGAAGCCAUGGUUCCAUUAACGUUAAAAAUCAUCCGUGGUUUAAUGGUGUUGACUGGGAAGGAAUCAGAGACCAAAGCUUUCCCGUUCCUCAUGAGUUAACUUCUCGUAUAGCUCAACAUUUAGAAACUCGUAAUGAGGAGUGCCCUGUUUCUGUUACUUCCCCGCCUCAAGAUAUAGCAGAGCUCAAUGUUCCGGAGUGGCUCGAUGAGUGGUAGAAGAAUGAUCUAUGUGGUUAUUCCUCCAGUCUACAUUUCUGCCAACAGUUUGCUUGUUGAGUUCCAUUCAAUGUGCUGAAAUUGACCGUUGGAUUAUCAGAAGCUGGAUUAGAGAAACCAUUGCAAUAAGUCAAUUGUAAAGUUGCGGGCCUUAGAUUGCUCAUAUAAUUCUGUGAUUUUUUUAAUAGUCUGCUGCCAAUUUAGCCGUCUAACCAGUUUAGUGGAUAGCUGAGUUACUAGGUUUUUAUUUUAAAAUCUCGAUUUUUUACAUAUUUCCCACUUUUAAAUAUAGGUAAACGAGAGUUCCUUGUACCUCAAGCUUUCUGCUUCACUUUACCGGUGGCAGUAGUAGAUAAUCAAUUGGUUUUGGCAUUUUGGGUCAUUAUAGAUGUACGCAUAUUGAUACAACAUAUGAUAUGUUGAUUGACAUCUAUUAUUCCUCUUGCAAAGUUAUUC
Messenger RNA from Hibiscus syriacus, 3845 nucleotides. Its product is annotated as protein phosphatase 2C and cyclic nucleotide-binding/kinase domain-containing protein-like. Bases 144 to 3389 code for a protein of 1081 amino acids. Gene Ontology annotation, biological process: protein phosphorylation. The transcript has 15 exons. The record is from RefSeq and is a predicted model, not a curated record. NCBI's taxonomy places the organism in Eukaryota, Viridiplantae, Streptophyta, Magnoliopsida, Malvales, Malvaceae. Gene Ontology annotation, molecular function: cation binding; ATP binding; protein kinase activity.